Messenger RNA from Trichomonas vaginalis G3, 900 nucleotides. Its product is annotated as WD repeat-containing protein family. The record is from RefSeq and is a predicted model, not a curated record. The transcript has a single exon. Gene Ontology annotation, molecular function: protein binding. Bases 1 to 900 code for a protein of 299 amino acids. Lineage: Eukaryota; Parabasalia; Trichomonadida; Trichomonadidae.
AUGAAUCUCAGCCAAGAAUAUAAUAUCGAAUUCGGCGUUCCAAGUUGGGUGAGAAUAUCACCAUGCCAAAAAUAUAUUGCUUGUGGUACAUCAACUGGAUAUCUAUACAUAAUUUCAAUAGAAGAAAAGAAAAUUUUGAAAUUUGCUUUAAUUCACACAAAGGGAAUAAAUGACGGAGUUUGGUCAUCUGACAGUAAAUUCAUAGUUACUGCGAGUGAUGAUAAGAUGGCUUGCAUUACAGAAACACAAGAACUAACCGUUAUUAGAAAAUUGAUUGGACAUAGAUCAAAAAUAUUCUGUGUAGCUAUAUCUCCAGAUAAUUCUAGAAUUGCUACUGGCAGCAAAGAUACAGCAUUUUGUAUCUGGGAUCCAAGAAAUUCAAAUUCUCUUUCAGAGAUUGGCGGACAUACUGAACCAAUUUCAUCCAUAUCAUUCAAUUACGAUGGUACAUUAAUUUUAACAUCGUCAUUUGACGGAAUUGUUCGUGUUUGGGACAGUAUUUCAUUAAUAUGUCUUAGAACAUAUAUAAUGGAAGGCCAUCCUAUAACUAGAUCUCUUUUCGCUCCGAAUAGCCAGUUCGUUACAGCAUUCUCAACAGAUAAUUUAGGACAAUUAAUAGAGAUAAAGACAGGAAAAGUUUUUAGGAAUUUCAGAGGCCAUGUUAAUAGCAAGUAUAUGGUAGAUGCAGGCUACAUCCAUAGAAAUGACAAUUCAGACGGAGAAUUAUGGGUUUCAUCAGAAGACCAGAAAAUUCAUGCAUGGAACGUUCAAAGCGGUGAAGAAAUCUGGCAGUUAGAUAUCGGUUUUGACCUUGCGGUGGCCAAUUCGACUCCAGAUGGCUCAUUAUUCUGCGUUGGCGGAAAUAUUCCUGGAAUUGUAAGAUUAUAUACUCCAAAAUGA